AGGAGACACGCAGAGGGGUGGCCUUUCCGUGGACUGAUGCUCCUUAGUCGAUGCGUUUUCAGGGCGUGCUGGUGGUGGUUGUGGUGGGAUUUAGUGGGCACAAAGCCCCGCCACUACUCACAGGCUUCUAGAGAGUGCCACAGCUGUAGACCAGCUCGGGUAAUAGUGUGGGCUUGGCAGCCUGCUUCAGGUUUCUCUCCGCCACGUACGCCCCUUCCCUUCGGGGGUGUACAGCAAGACCACCUUGUUCAGUAGUUGACUCAUGACCGUGUGCAGCAAACCCAACAAGGAUGAGGCAACUAAUGCAUUUCUAAUCCCGUGUCUGACUGAAUUCCAGUUUUCUCCUCUCCCAAGUGGUGAAACAGGAAGCAACAUUCCAUCAGGAAGAACCAGAAGGUGCCAUCCAGUAGCUUUGCCUCACGUCACGGAUCGCCCUCAGUCAGAAAUCUAGACGUGCAACUUUAGAGGGUGGGUCUCUGAAAGAAUUUCAGAGCUUACACAGAGAUGAGGUGUGUUGCUCUCUGAUGAGAACGAGGCUGCCUGGAACGCUGCAAAUCUGGCCCUGACUGCUCUUCACAGGCAAGGGGCAUCUUUUGCGGACUGAAGUUUCUGGAAGGGAUGUUGUGAAAGUAAAGGCGAAACUUUUACAUAUAUAUAUACACAUACAUAUAUACACAGUACUUGAAUUUCCUCGCGGAAAGCUAUCCUAUAUACUCAAGAAUGUUUCAGACAUUUAAAGAAUGGUUUUGGUUGGAAAGAUUCUGGCUUCCUCCAACAAUUAAGUGGUCAGAUCUUGAAGAUCACGAUGGACUCGUCUUCGUGAAACCCUCUCAUUUGUACAUGACAAUCCCAUAUGCUUUUGGCUUGCUGAUUAUCAGACAUUUCUUUGAAAAGUUUAUUGCUACGCCUCUAGCAAAAUCAUUUGGCAUUAAAGAGGAAGUUCGAAAGAAGAUUAUACCAAAUACCGUCUUAGAGAAUUUUUUCAAAUAUUCCACAAGGCAACCAUCUCAAACUGAUAUUUACGGACUGGCAAAGAAGUGUAACUUGACAGAGCGCCAGGUGGAAAGAUGGUUUAGGAGUCGGCGGAAUCAAGGGAGGCCUUGCAGGAUGAAGAAAUUCCAGGAAGCUUGCUGGCGAUUUGCAUUUUACUUAAUGAUUACUGUUGCUGGAAUUGUAUUUCUUUAUGAUAAACCUUGGGUAUAUGACCUUUGGGAGGUGUGGAAUGGCUAUCCCAGGCAGCCCUUGCUGCCAUCCCAGUACUGGUACUAUAUUUUGGAGAUGAGUUUUUAUUGGUCUCUGAUAUUUAGUCUUGGCUCUGAUGUCAAGAGGAAGGAUUUUCUAGCUCAUGUCAUCCACCACCUGGCUGCUAUUAGCUUGAUGAGCUUCUCUUGGUGUGCUAAUUAUAUUCGCAGUGGGACCCUCGUGAUGAUUGUGCAUGAUGUGGCUGACAUUUGGCUGGAGUCUGCUAAGAUGUUUUCUUACGCCGGAUGGAAGCAAACCUGUAACGCCCUGUUUCUCAUCUUCUCUACCAUAUUUUUCAUCAGCCGCCUCAUUAUCUUUCCCUUCUGGAUUUUAUAUUGCACCCUGAUUCUGCCUCUGCAUUAUCUUGAGCCUUUCUUUUCAUACAUCUUCCUCAACCUCCAGCUCAUGGUCCUGCAAGUCCUUCACCUUUACUGGUGUUACUUCAUCCUGAAAAUGCUCAGAAGAUGUUUAUUCAUGAAGAAUAUCCAGGAUGUGAGGAGUGAGGACGAGGAUGAGUAUGAAGAAGAAGAGGAAGAGGAGGAGGAGAAGGAGGAAAUCACCAAAGGCAAAGAGAGAGACUGUUUGAAGAAUGGCCUCGGGGCCAGCAGGGACCUUAUUCCCAACGGUCAACAUGGCCAUUAGCUUGAUGCCCACGCAGCUCCAGGUGUACAGUAUGCUAUGAGGCCUGCCGGAAGCCAGAGCUGCUGCCCACCCCAUGCCUGUGGCCUACAGGAGCCACAGGGACCCCCGAUUCUGCCCUUCGCUCUUUUUAACCACCACCUUCCCCCCUCCUAAGAUGUAUUUAACAAAAUGUUGUUAACUUGUGUUAAAACGUUAAAUAUAGCACCCCUAUGGAUUUACUGCAGUUAGGACUCCAACUGGUCAAAGAUUUCAAAGAUUUCUCCAGAGAACCAUUUUAGUUCAGUUGUGUUCAUUUAUGCAUGUGAGGCAUGUGCUUUUUCCAAGAGCUCACUUGGUUGUAGGCCGUUUCACCUUGCCACCUUGCUCACCCUCGGGAUGGCUUGAGAAGUGCUAGGCAACCCACUUUUCCAGGUGUGUUCAGCCACAGAGAGCAGCUGAGCCCCUCCCAAAAACAAUGAGUUUUAGGAGGCAACACAGCAGUGGUGGAAGGAGCAAGCCAGGGGACCAGGCUUCCAGGACUCACUGGCCACUCUCUGCCGCGGGCGCUUCUUUAAACUUUCCAAGCCUUGGUGCUUCGUCUCUCCUAUGGGAAUCAUAAUAUUUGCCUUGCCUACCUCCCAGAGUUGGAGUAAGGAUCAAAUGAGAUCAUCGAAGUGAAAGUAUAUACUGUCCACUGUGGGGUGACAGGGAUCUGCCCCUCUUCUUAUUAUGAUUCCGGCUCUGUUUGGGACCAGAGAGAAACCUGGCUAAACCUGGCACUGAAUGGGCCUGAACAAAAAGCACAAUCUAAAAAAUUCCUUUUAAGUGUGUCUGGAGAUUUCUGGAAAUGCAAAUAUCCAGAAGGCUGUUUCCAUUUUAUUUGGUAACUGUUUGUUAGCUCCCCAAGGGUGAUUCCCAAAUUCCCCCAAAUUCUCUGCCCCCGGCCCCCUACGGCACCCACCCCCCCCCCCCCCCGGCCAAGGGAAGCAAGGCUGGGCCCCAUUCCUUCUUGUCUUUUGCUGGCCUCUCCCUUGCUUCUUCUCUAAGAGGGACCUUUCCUGCCGCUGCCCUGAGCCCCUCCUUCGGGCCAGCAGGGCUGCCCAGCCAGCACCGAGAUCCAUCUGGGGGCCAGUCUGGGGGAGUUAGACCCAGGGCAGGCUGCUCACCGAGCUAUUAUUUCCCAGAAAACCUGACCCUUUGGGGCACGACCUGCAUGCGAGCUCCUGACCAAAGGGAAAUCUUGGAAACAGAAAGAGGAUGCUACCCUACUUCGCCUCUACUAUCCAACCCAAUCAGACCUCGUAAGAGGAAAACAGAACAAAACAGAGGACCAACACCCCUGAGAAAUGUCCAAGGACAAGCGUUAGUCAAUGAUAGUUCCUGGGGCUUCUGACCUCUCUGGGAAGACAGAUUCGGAUAGGGGGCUGGCAGGUCAGUAGCCCGCUGGCUGGCGGCCCCCAAAGGGGGCACAUCUGAGCCCAGAGUGCAGGGCAGACGUCAGAGCCUUCAGGAGCCGCAGAGCCUGGUGGGGUGGAGCCUGAGCAGAAUAUGCAAACACCACCCCGAUCUCUCAGAUUCUUGAGCCACAUUCUGCGCCUUUAUCCUGUUUUGCUUGGGGGCCCAUAUUAUAAAGCCCAAGGGGAGCCAGCGCUGUGGGCGUGCCUAAUAAAGGCACCCACAUGGGCCCCACCAGAUGUGGGCUGCAGCUGCCAGAGCGGGAAGGGCUGCACAACGAAGGUGUCUGCGUUUUUUGGCUUUGUUUUUGUUUUUGUUUUUUUAAGAAAAAGAUGUUUUUGAAACCUUCAGAGUAAACCCAGACCAAAGCAAAAACCCUUCAGAAUUCUUUCCUCGUCAAAAAUCUCUUUUUGAGGAAUCGUUAGAACAACAGAAAAACAUAUCUCAAGUUUUCUCUGCAUGUUAUUUGCUGUUAUGAGUACAAUAACAUAUGCAUUAUAUGUAUAAUGUUAUGUUAUAAAUCGAAAAGGCCUCCACUCACUUUAGGACAUAGCUCUUGAGUUAUUAUUAAUAUUAUAUUAUUAUAAUUAUUUUUGGUGGAAGAAAAGCCAAUUGAGACAUUAUUUUUUAGGUUUCCAGUUAACAGACUGUUUUUUCCCGUGAUUUAUUUUCGUCUUGUCUCUGUACCAAAUAUCUUCUCGCUUAAGGUAAAACAAAACACAACAAAACAAACCAAACCUGUGUUUUGGCUGCUCUAUCCUCCAGUUCUCUUUUUCUUAUUUUAAUGUGGAAGGGAAUAUUGAUAUGCCAACUUCAGGGAUCUGUGAUACAGUUGGAAGCACUGAACUACCUCUGGAGAGGUAGAUACGCAUUUUUGUAGCAUCCUUUAGGGCCCCUGUGGUCAAUUUCAAAGGUAACCUCUCUUCCUACUGGAAACAAGGGCUCAUAUUAUCCCAGAUGACUUUAUAAGAAUACAGUCCACUGUGCCACCCAUAUUAGUAUGAUGGUAAUGACUUAUCAUAAAACAAAGACAGAAUCCGAAACACGUGGUGGCGAAACAGAUUCAGCACCCACAUUGCUUGGCUUCUUAGAGAUCAUUACUGGUCUCACCAGGAAAUGGAAGAAAAGAUUUGCCAGGCCUCUAGACAUGCCCUGUUGGGAAUCAGCGGGAAGAGUAAGAAGGACAGAGCCAAGUUAGGACAUUAGGGUUGCUAUUCCGACCUGACUGGGGUGAGCCUCUUGGCUGGGCACAGUGUAGACAGACAGACCGCUGUGGGCUGGAGUCUAACCUGGGUCAUGGCAUCUGGGCCCUGUGGCACAAAGCAGUGUUGAAAUGCCAAGAAAAGGGACUGAUCCUAAAGGUACUGUUUUGACGACACUUUCACUGUGACUGUAGAUCAAGUAGACAUUCAACAGAUAAGAGAAUAUUAUGAGCAACUUUAUGUCAAUAAAUUUGAAGGUUUGAAUAAAAUAUAUAAGU
Messenger RNA from Mirounga angustirostris (Northern elephant seal), 4798 nucleotides. RefSeq names its product ceramide synthase 3 (gene CERS3). The transcript is spliced from 12 exons. Bases 721 to 1884 code for a protein of 387 amino acids. NCBI's taxonomy places the organism in Eukaryota, Metazoa, Chordata, Mammalia, Carnivora, Phocidae. Gene Ontology annotation, cellular component: membrane. The record is from RefSeq and is a predicted model, not a curated record. Gene Ontology annotation, molecular function: sphingosine N-acyltransferase activity; DNA binding. Gene Ontology annotation, biological process: ceramide biosynthetic process.